AUGGAACUGAAAUCAGCAGGCGCUAGUAUUGUUGGUGACGGCAACACAGUUUCGAGUCUCGCCAAUGUCAAUCCACAAGUUAAUGCUGGUGUAAAUCUCUUGAACGCUGUUACACAGACUGCAUCCGAAGUAGCUGGCGGUGGUGGAUUACUAGGCGGAUCAGGAGGUGCUGGCAAUAAUAUCGGCGGCAGGCAAGUCAUGGACCAAGGCACCAGUAUACUGGGUAGUGGUAAUCAAGUCUUCAGUCUGCUAAAUGUAAACCCGCAACUGAACGCCGAUGUGAAUGCUUUGAAUACGGUGAAACAAGAAGCUGUAGGUGGUGGUGCUGGUGGAUCUGUCGGGUCUGGGCAACACACUGUGACCCAUAUUGCUCGUGGUCCCGGAAAUACAGUGACGAAUACCGGCCAGCACAAUCAACAAGUGAGCGCAUGCGUAAGCUUCAUUAAUGCGAUCUCACAAUCCUCACAUACCGUUCCAAUUAAUGUAAAGAGUGUUGGGCACGCAGUUGGGGCCUCUAAUAAUAUUGGAGGUCAGCAAGUCAAAAACACAGGAGCUCGCAUAGUCGGCGACGGCAACACUGUUUCGAGUCUCGCGAAUGUCAAUCCGCAAGUAAAUGCUGGUGUCAACCUGCUAAACACAGUUACGCAAACCGUUUCAGGAGCCACAGGUGGAGCAGGUGGUGGUAAAAGUGGUGGACUGUUAGGUGGUGUACUGGGUGGACUCGGAGGAGCAACCAACAAUAUUGGUGGCAGGCAAAUGAUGGACACCGGCACCAGUAUUGUAGGUAGUGGCAAUACGGUUUCCAGUUUACUGAACCUCAAUCCCCAAGUGAACGCUGAUGUCAAUGCCCUGAGCGCUGUGCAGCAGCAAGCGACUGGUGUCACUGGCGUAACCGGUGGUGCCGCCAAGACAGCUAAUCUUGCUGGUGUCAGUCGUCCUCUUGCUGGAGGUACUGGAAAUAAUAUUGGUGGCAGCCAACUGCAACCCUCAGGAGCUCGCAUAGUCGGCGAUGGUAACACGGUUUCGAGUCUCGCGAAUGUCAAUCCGCAAGUAAAUGCUGGAGUAAAUCUGCUAAGCACAGUUACGCAAACUGUUUCUGGAGCCACUGGGGGAUCGGGUGGUGGACUUUUAGGAGGUGUUCUUGGUGGAGUCGGCGGUGCUACGAACAAUAUUGGUGGCAGACAAGUCAUGGAUACAGGCAGUACCAUACAAGGAAGUAACAACCAGAUUUUCAGUCUUUUGAAUCUCAAUCCCCAAGUGAACGCAGAUGUUAAUGCGCUAAACGCUGUUACUCAAAAAGCAACUGGUGUGGGAACUGUUACUGGUGCUGCUGGCGGAGUCAGUGGUGCUACAGGAACAGGUGGCUCAAAAGUAACAGGAUUAAGUCGUGCUGGAAAUAAUAUCGGAGGCAGUCAAGCUCAGUCCACUGGAGCUCGCAUAGUCGGCGAUGGUAACACUGUCUCGAGUCUCGCGAAUGUCAAUCCGCAAGUGAAUGCUGGUGUAAAUCUGCUAAGCACAGUUACGCAAACUGUUUCUGGAGCCACUGGGGGAUCAGGUGGUGGACUUUUAGAAGGUGUUCUUGGUGGAGUCGGCGGUGCUACGAACAGUAUUGGUGGCAGGCAAGUCAUGGAUACAGGCAGUACCAUACAAGGAAGUAACAACCAGGUUUUCAGUCUUUUGAAUCUCAAUCCCCAAGUGAACGCAGAUGUUAAUGCGCUAAACGCUGUUACUCAAACAGCAACUGGUGUGGGAGCUGCUGGCGGAGUCAGUGGUGCUACAGGAACAGGUGGCUCAAAAGUAACAGGAUUAAGUCGUGCUGGAAAUAAUAUUGGAGGCAGUCAAGCUCAAUCCACAGGAGCUCGCAUAGUCGGCGAUGGCAACACGGUUUCGAGUCUCGCGAAUGUAAAUCCACAAAUUAAUGCAGGCGUAAAUCUGCUUAACACAGUUACGCAAACUGUUUCUGGAGCCACGGGUGGUGUGGGUGCUGGUAAAAGCGGUGGACUAUUAGGCGGCGUACUAGGUGGACUUGGUGGUGCAACCAACAAUAUUGGUGGCCAACAAAUGAUGGACACUGGCACCAGUAUUGUAGGUAGUGGCAAUACGGUUUCCAGCCUACUGAACCUCAAUCCCCAAGUGAACGCUGAUGUCAAUGCCCUAAAUGCUGUUAAACAGGAAGCAACUGGUGUAGCGGGCGUAACCGGUGGUGCAGGCAAGCCAGGUAAGCCAGGCGGUGUAAGUCGAACUGCCGUAUCAGGUGGGGUUGGAAAUAAUAUUGGCGGCACUCAAUCACAAUCGACAGGAGCUCGCAUUGUAGGCGAUGGCAAUACGGUUUCGAGUCUCGCCAAUGUGAAUCCACAAGUGAAUGCUGGCGUAAAUCUCCUCAAUUCUGUUACACAAACCGUUUCUGGUGCCACAGGCAGUGGAGGUGCGGGCAAAAGUGGUGGUCUAUUGGGUGGUGUACUUGGUGGGCUCGGUGGUGGAGCAAACAAUAUUGGUGGCAGGCAAGCCAUGGAUGCAGGCACUCGCAUUGUAGGUGAUCGCAAUACGGUUUCCAGUCUCGCGAAUGUGAAUCCACAAGUGAACGCUGAUGUGAAUCUAUUAAACUCGGUUACACAAACAGUUACUGGUGCAAGCGGUGGUGGCGGUACAGGUGGUGGCUUAUUAGGGGGCUUACUCGGCGGCUUGGGCGGUGCGACCAACAAUAUCGGUGGCAAGCAAGUCAUGGAUACUGGGACCAGCAUUAUUGGCAGUGGGAAUACCGUUAGCAGCUUACUGAAUGUUAAUCCACAAGUGAAUGCCGAUGUCAAUGCCUUGAAUGUGGUGAAUCAGCAAGCCACUGGCGUACAAGGCGGCAUUGAUGGUGGUACCAGUACUGCAGGUGGUGUGCAAAAUGUAGCAGGCAGACCUGUGCGGCCAGCAAGCGCUGUAGCCGCUGGCAAUAAUAUUGGUGGCAGUCAAACACAAAAUAGCGGAACGGUGAUUCAGGGAUCCAGUAAUGAGGUGUUCACCUUGGCCGACGUGGCACCACAACUUGAUCUCAACAUUGACUUACUCAAUGCAGUGACGCACACCGGUUCUGGAGGUGGAGGCGUCAAUGAUGCUACCGUUAUUCGUGGUGACAACAAUAAGGUAAGCACUUUGGCCAAAGUUAAGCCACAAGUGGGUGUGAAUUUGCAAGUGCUCAAUCAAGUCGAGCAGCUUACCGGUCUUGUAGGCGACAUUUUGCAAGAUCCAUCUAGUGUGACGAAUAUAUUGUUGCCCGGUUCGGAUGGUGAAAUGGACUGUGGUGAGAACAAUAUCGGCAAUAUGCAGGAGCGCAUAUCCGGUGCUGAUAUUGUUGGCAACAAUAAUGAAGUCUUCACCGGAGUUGACAUAAGUCCACAAAUUAAUGCCGAUCUGAAUAUCUUGAAUAGUGUAAGGCAGAGAGUACACUGCAAGCCAAGAGUUAAGCCAACAACACUUCCACCAACUUUGCCCCCAACUCUUCCGCCAACUUUGCCUCCAACACUUCCACCAACUUUGCCACCAACUCUACCCCCAACACUUCCACCGACCUUACCUCCAACUCUUCCACCAACCUUGCCACCAACUUUACCUCCAACACUUCCACCAACUUUGCCACCAACUCUACCCCCAACACUUCCACCGACCUUACCUCCAACUCUUCCACCAACUUUGCCACCAACAUUACCACCUUAUCCUCCAUUGCCGCCAUUGCCACCAUAUCCCAUAUAUCCUCCUUAUCCGCCAUAUCCAGAAUAUCCCACAUAUCCACCUCCACAUUUGCCAUCCUAUGUGCCACAUGCACCAAAAGUACCAAAGCCAGCUCCAAUUCCAAAUGCACCACCACAAACAUCGUCGAAUAAUUGCUUCGAAAUAACCGAUUUUGAUAUUGACGGCACGACGGCAGGAAAAACACGCGUGGUUUGUGUGCCGAAGCCAGCAGUUUCCCCGCAGAAUCCUUCACCACAAAUAUUAGUCUUACCUCCUGCAGUAGUACCACGUCCAGCGCCAAGAACACGUUGCUAUCGUCGGCGUUGCAACAAGUGGAGCACAAGGAAUGGUGAGAAGGAGUGUUGUAAUGAGAAUCAUCCUCAUCAUGUUGAGCCAGUUGCUCCAGCAUCGACUCCAAUUCAACAUACACGACAGCAAUCACAGCCAGCGGAUUACGUGAAAUCGGCACAACCUGUGCAGAUAAGACUUGAUCACUUCUAUCCUUAAAAUAAUGUAUCGAUAAUGUAGACGCUCUUUGAUAAUAAAUGAU
Bactrocera dorsalis (oriental fruit fly) is the source of this 4264-nucleotide messenger RNA. RefSeq lists its product as uncharacterized. NCBI's taxonomy places the organism in Eukaryota, Metazoa, Arthropoda, Insecta, Diptera, Tephritidae. The transcript has 21 exons. Bases 1 to 4221 code for a protein of 1406 amino acids. The record is from RefSeq and is a predicted model, not a curated record.